UGAAAAAUUGAUUUUAAAAUCCGAAUAUCUACAAAAUUUCGACAUGAUAUCGAUGAAGAUUGGCCAGAUCGCCCGCUACAGCAGAUGCGCUAAGAAGGCUGUCAAGGUAGCCGUUGUGGGUGCCGCUGGUGGCAUUGGACAGCCGCUCUCGCUGCUCCUCAAAAUGAGUCCGAUGAUUUCGACGCUGGCGCUGCAUGAUUUGCAGGAUAUCAAGGGUGUUGUCGCUGAUCUCUCGCACAUAUGCACUGGGACCCGGGUGCAGGCGUUUGUGGGCGCCAAGGAGCUGCAGUGCGCAUUGGAGGAUGCUGCCAUUGUGGUCGUCCCAGCGGGAUUGCCACGCAAACCGGGCAUGAAUCGUGCCGAUCUUUUGACUGUCAAUGGCGAUGUUGCCGUCGAAGUGGCCAAAACAAUUGCCUUCGUCUGUCCGAAAGCUCUCAUGGCCUUUAUCACGAAUCCAAUCAACACGAUUAUACCCAUCGUUGCCCAGAUACUCAAGGAACGGAAUGUCUUCGAUCCGAACCGACUAUUUGGCGUCACCACCCUGGAUGUUGUACGCGCCCGAACAUUUGUUGCGGAAGCCUUGUGCAUUGAUCCGAGGACUGUGCAGAUACCCGUCAUUGGUGGACAUGCUGGCAUUACAAUAUUGCCACUUUUAUCCCAGUGUCUGCCCAAGUAUACAGUGACUGGCGCGGAACGGGAUAAGUUGGUGAAACGCAUUCAGGAUGCGGGCAACGAGGUGGUCGAGGCGAAGGCUGGCGCGGGAUCUGCCACACUUUCGAUGGCCUUUGCUGCUGCUAAAUUUGUUGACUGCCUGCUGCGUGCCAUCAAUGGUGAGGAGAAUGUCAUCGCCUGCUCCUAUGUCCAGUCGAAGGUGACCGAGGCGGAAUUCUUUGCCACGCCCAUUCUACUGGGACCGGGCGGCAUUUACAAGAAUCUGGGACUGCCCCAGCUGGAUGAGCAGGAGAAGAAAGCCGUCGAAACACUCGUCAAACAGCUCCAGCAGGAUAUCGCAGAAGGCGCCAAGUUUCUAUGCAAAUAAGUUCCAAGUUAUAUAAAAGAUCCAAUUGCGAUUUUAGAAUGCAUUUGUAUCUGUAUCUAUAUGCAUUAUAAUUAUAUAAUUAUAGUAUUUA
Drosophila grimshawi is the source of this 1130-nucleotide messenger RNA. RefSeq names its product malate dehydrogenase, mitochondrial. Gene Ontology annotation, cellular component: cytoplasm; mitochondrion. Gene Ontology annotation, biological process: tricarboxylic acid cycle; malate metabolic process. The transcript has a single exon. The coding region runs from base 44 to 1039 and encodes 331 amino acids. Gene Ontology annotation, molecular function: L-malate dehydrogenase (NAD+) activity. NCBI's taxonomy places the organism in Eukaryota, Metazoa, Arthropoda, Insecta, Diptera, Drosophilidae. The record is from RefSeq and is a predicted model, not a curated record.